AUGUCCGGUAGAAGCGAUAGCAAACUUUUAGGUUUAAAAGUAUCUGAUACGGUUGGUGAUUGGAUUGUGACCAAAAAAUUGGGUAGAGGUGGUUGUGGAGCUGUAUUUGAAGUAUGUACAAAACAUGCGAAUGAAACAAAACAUCUAGCGAUGAAGGUGGAAUCGCGCGAUUCGGAUCAAUUACUUAGAGUAGAAGCCGGUAUUUUGAAGCGCAUGCGAUACUCAAAACAUGUGCCCAUUUUCGUCGCAGCAGGUCGUACAGCAAUGUUUAAUUUCCUGCUUAUGGAAUUGCUCGGGAAAUCACUCAGCGAAUUACAUAAAAUAGCACCACAUCGCCAGUUUACAAUAGCUACAGUCCUGAAAAUUGCCCUUCAAGCACUUAAUGCUCUCCGUGACCUCCACAGCAUCUACUUUAUACAUCGCGAUGUAAAGCCAGGAAAUUUUGCAAGUGGUUUGAAAAAUGUUAAUAUAUUGUAUAUCCUGGAUUUUGGUUUAUCACGACAAUUUGCUACAUAUGAUGUGACAACGAAAGCGCUUAAAUUACGCAAGCCGCGUGAACGCGCAUCAUUUCGUGGUACCGUCGCAUACUGCAGCAUUAAUGUACACAAACAUUUGGAACAAGGACGUCACGACGACUUAUGGUCAAUGAUGUAUAUGUUAAUUGAGUUCAUUGCUGGUCGUCUGCCAUGGAAAGGCUUAGAUCGAAAAGAAACAGCUGUUAUCAAGCAAACAAUCAGUAACAGAAGAUUGCUCCAGGGCUGCCCGAAGCAAUUCGGUGUUAUCUUGGAAUAUAUCUCUCUGCUUCACUAUCAUCAGCGACCCGAUUAUGACCAAAUUGAAAAUUUAUUCAUGGUUGCCAUUCAACGACGUAAUAUCGACCGGAAAGCCCCUUUCGAGUGGUGGAAUCCGAAAGCUGAUGAAUACAUCACUCAUGUGAAAGGACCAAGUGAACAAGCAAGGAUAGUGGCAGCUACAAAGAAACAAUUGACCAAACAGAUAACAACAGCUACGAGAGGCAAAGGAGAAAAACCGACGUCAAAAUCUGAACAGCUGGAAACAACGUUAAUGGAAUACAGAGUAGAUACAACACAAUGUACGUGA
This is a messenger RNA of Cercopithifilaria johnstoni, 1101 nucleotides long. Lineage: Eukaryota; Metazoa; Nematoda; Chromadorea; Rhabditida; Onchocercidae. The record is from the annotation of a GenBank genome assembly.